GCCCCAUUCCAUUCCCGCUUGACUCUGACCAGGAGACAGUCCCGAUUCCAGAAUCCAACACAUCCGCUUUCACUCCAGGCCGACCCACCGUCUCCCUCUCCAUCCGCCGCCGCCGCCGCCGCCGAUCCCCUCUUCCCAUGGCCCAGAAGCGUGCCGCCCGGCGCGGUCGCAGAACCGACUCUUCUGGAUCGGUGGAGUUGGGGCACAAUGGGGCCAAGGAACCCUCGCCGGAGGGUGUCGAGGGCUCCCAGUCCCAUCGUGUCAGGGAGGGAAGUGAAUCGACGGACGAGGAGACCCCCAUUCGAGCGUUAGAGGGGGAGGAGGAUAAGGAAAGCGAAGAUGAGGAGGGGGAGGAGGAGGAGAAGGUAAGCGAAGAUGAGGAGGAGGAGGAGGAGGAGGUAAGCGAAGAGGAGGAGGAGGAGGAGGUAAGCGAAGAGGAGGAGGAGGAGGAACGCGAAGAGGAAUGGACGGAGGCGCCGGAUCCAUAUCUCCAGCUCAAGAGGAAAAGGGCAUCGGCAAGGAUCACUAGGUCGCAGCAGCGAAAGGUGCCGGCGCCCGCACAGCAACGACGCAAGGAAGGGGAGCAACCUAGCGAGUCGAAGAAGCCCAAUUCAAAGAAAAUCACUCGGGCACGAGCGCCAUUGCAGCAACAGCUUAGCCAGUCCAAGAAGUCCAAUUCAAAGAAAAUCACUCCGGCUCGGGCGGCAUUGCAGCAACAGCUUAGCCAGUCGGAGAUGCCCAAGUCAAAGAAACUCACUCCGGCGCCGGUACAGCAGCAAGGCGAGGAAAGAGCACAGCCUAGCGGGUCGGAGAUGCCCAAGUCUAAGAGAAUCCGGCGUACAUGGACUCCCAGCGACGAGGUUCAGAUUCUCACGGCGCUCCUCGAGCACCGCCGCGAGCAGGGGAAGCUGCCAGAGCCGGAUAACAAUGACUUCUUCGACUCCAUCGCGGAACGCCUCGAGGACAGGACCUGCACUCGUUUCACUAUCAAGGACAAAGUGCGUAGUCUGAUGCGCCGCUACAAAUCCUUCGUUGCGCCUUCUACUGACCACGAGCACCGCCUUGCGGAUCUGUCCAACAGUAUCUGGGGAGACCUGCCGGCGACCCACGCUGCCAACGCUGCCAACGCCAACAAUGGCGAUGACGAGCAGGAUGAGGGAGAGCACGCCAUGCCUGAGGCUGAGAAUAGUAGUGGCCAGAAUGUGGACAAGAGCUUCCAGGAAAUGUGUGAGAUGUAUCCUCUUCUUGGGCAGGAGGUGAAGCGGCUCGCAGGGUUACAACCUGCCCUCAGAACCUCCUUCACUGGAUUAGAUGGCAACAAGGCACUCUUAAUGGAGAAGAAACUGGAUAAACUCAAGUGGAAAGAGUUGAAGAUCCAGGCGGAGAUGGAAGCAAAGGUAGAAGCACCAAAGGCAAGGGUUAGGAAGGAGCUUGUCAAUGUUUUGUCGGAGGUUUCCAAGAAUUUAUGAAGCAGGUGAUCAAGCUAGGAUUUUACUGCUCCAGAGUUCGCUCAAUUCUGAAUAGGCUUAUGGUGAAGAGGUCAUGGAGGACGCGCUGGCAGACUCGUUAGUAACUAGAGUCGAGCACGUGAGUAGCCUAGGUUAGUUGGUAGAGUAUUAACAUAGUUAAACCUUUUGGCUUUGGGAUUUUGCUGAUGUGUCGGGCAGAAAAUCAAGGCAUGCAGUAAUGAAGUGUUCUGAGACGGUUCUCGUUUGCCCUCUGGUAAGAUUUGACGACAGUGUUUGGUUGGUGAAAAGAGAGUGGAGCGUUAUGUACCAGUGGUAGUCAAGGGAGCAUUCUAGUACAAUAUCAUGUCUAUGCAAUGAUGAUUUGAUAAUGUCAUGCCUGAUCGGAAUGUUCCACAUAUGGGCCAAUUUGUCUC
Molecule: messenger RNA, 1882 nt
Organism: Lolium perenne
Lineage: Eukaryota; Viridiplantae; Streptophyta; Magnoliopsida; Poales; Poaceae
Biological process (GO): regulation of DNA-templated transcription
Cellular component (GO): nucleus
Source: RefSeq, a predicted model, not a curated record